CCAGCCUUUGCUGGGGGACCUUACGGGCUGUUCUACUACUAUCGCCUUUGAUUUUUGACUCAUUUUGCCAAUUAUAGGAUGCAGUACGACUGGGGUCAGAUUCACGCCCUUGCGGUUGGUGAUUCUGGCAAUCGUGACUCUACCGCCACUCCUGCCCUGUCACUGAAGAGGCAUGCGGCUUGUGACGAGUGUAGGAAACGGAAGUUGAAAUGCUCGGGGGAAGCAACGGGCUGUAGCCGUUGUCUAAAACAAUCUCUUGUCUGUCAUUAUUCGGUACAGAAACAAAUGGGGCGGCCACCUAAAAAGCGUGUACGAGAGGACAAUGAUAGUCUCUCUCUGUUUGGCCUCACAAGCGAUGAAACAUGGCUUGAUACGGAUAGCUCCCAAUUUACAUCGUCAAAUCUUUGUCCGGAAGCGACGGCUGCAUCAGACGCCCUCCGUGUUUGCGCUCCAGUUUACAGUGCUCCGUUUAGCAUUUCGCAAAUCUCUCAUCGUCUGUCUACAGAUGACAACCAUAAGCAUUCAUGGCAGCUGAAUCAGGGAAAGUUCACGGAACCAGUUCCUGCAACAACUGGACCUUGGCCAGACUUCUCUAGUGUAUCUGCAGCAGCGUCUACUCCGUUUACAAUGCCACCAGGGCUAUCGCACAUGCAUUCGCCUCCCGUAACUCCUUCGGACUCAGACUCUUCAGAGACUCAGUGCACAUGCCUAUCAUAUAUGUAUCUAUGCCUUAGCCAUUUGUCUUCCCUGGCCCCUUUUCCGAUCUCUCAACAUACACUAUGCUCAUUAUUCAUUGCUGCGAAAACUGCACGGGCGGUGAUCCGUUGCCAAACCUGUCCGACAAAAUUCGCUACGGCUAUGCAGAACGUUAUGUUCACUGGGACACUGCUGAACGUCGUCGCCGAUGCCUGGCUGCGAGUGUCAAAAACUGAUGCUGAAGAACUUGGGAAACAGGCGGCACCACCGGCCUAUGUGGCUGUAGUAAACAAAAACUCACUAGACUCUACAGCAGCCUGGAAGGACUGGCUUCGACAGAUAGUUCGAAGUGGCGUUAUAGGCGGACCAGCCGAUCCGGCUGGCUCUGUAGCUUGCUCAGAUUCGCCCAGUCUCCUCUCUUUAGUCCAAGAAUUGGAAGCACGUCAACGAAAGUGGCAUCUGGAGCGGCAUCCACAGGCCCGUCUUGGCGAUCCUAACGCUAGAUCCGAGCAAUCUAUUGAAACUGGCGUUGAUCCACGUGAUGAACAAGGCUGGCUCUGUGUUCGAGUGGCUAAAAGUGCCAGGGAUGUCAUUGCUAGGUUCGAAUUCGAGCCACACGAAUACCCAGAUGGCGUGAUUUGUUGACCACAAGCAAAUGACAGUUCUUACGACGAUACAUGUUAUGACCGGUUUAGCGUUUUCAAGUUGGAUAACUUGAUGUGAAUAUGCAGUUAGUCAGCAUUCUACUUGGGACACUCUAUGCGUUAAUAGGCGUUUUGGAAUAUAUGGAGGUUCCACGUCCAACUGAGCAUAUCGGUGUCCCUUUCCUUAUUCUCGUCUCUUCUCCUUUUCGCCCCUGUUGAUGUUUCAAGCGUACAUAUGCACUCAGUACAUGAAAGAAUUUUUGCCUUCGUAGUAAAUAAUUGAGGUUGAUAUUAUUAGCCCGAUG
This is a messenger RNA of Aspergillus alliaceus, 1645 nucleotides long. Its product is annotated as Zn(II)2Cys6 transcription factor rglT. The record is from RefSeq and is a predicted model, not a curated record. Gene Ontology annotation, biological process: positive regulation of transcription by RNA polymerase II. Gene Ontology annotation, molecular function: zinc ion binding; DNA-binding transcription factor activity, RNA polymerase II-specific; sequence-specific DNA binding. Gene Ontology annotation, cellular component: nucleus. The coding region runs from base 79 to 1341 and encodes 420 amino acids. Lineage: Eukaryota; Fungi; Ascomycota; Eurotiomycetes; Eurotiales; Aspergillaceae. The transcript has 2 exons.